Molecule: messenger RNA, 3028 nt
Organism: Oncorhynchus nerka (sockeye salmon)
Lineage: Eukaryota; Metazoa; Chordata; Actinopteri; Salmoniformes; Salmonidae
Gene: nbn
Product: nibrin
Exons: 17
Coding region: 154-2676 (840 amino acids)
Biological process (GO): double-strand break repair via homologous recombination; telomere maintenance; mitotic G2 DNA damage checkpoint signaling
Cellular component (GO): nucleus; Mre11 complex
Molecular function (GO): damaged DNA binding; protein binding
Source: RefSeq, a predicted model, not a curated record
UUAUUUUGAAAGGAAGUUGAUGUGGACUUUCGCGCUGACUGUACGCAACUCGCAUUAGAUAUUUUACUAUUUGUAGAUGUAUACCUAGCUAGUUAUUGACAGAGAAGAGCACAUGUUCGGGGGUUCGUUCCAUAGCUCGUAGUGUAUUAUAACAUGUGGACACUGAACCCUUUAGAAUCCGGAGGUGUCACCCACUACCUCCUGCCAGAGAAGGAGUAUGUGGUGGGCCGUAAGAACUGUGAGGUCAUCCUGCCCAAUGACCAGUCCAUCAGCCGGGCUCAUGCUCACCUCACUGCUACAGAUCAGGCCCUGACCCUGAAGGACAGUUCUAAGUAUGGCACGUUUGUUAACGAGGAGCGUCUGUCAGGAGACUCCCCUCGCAGCCUGACGGCAGGGGACAGAGUGACAUUUGGGGUCUUUCACAGCAAAUUCAGUGUGCAGCAGGUAACUGUGGUGGUGUGCUCGUCCUGUGUUGAUAAUGAAGGGAAGGUCUCUCUGUCUCAGACCCUGCAUCUUCUGGGUGGCCGGCUGACCAACACCUGGACACAGGACUGCACUCACCUGGUCAUGCCCACUGUUAAAGUCACCAUCAAGACUAUCUGUGCGUUGCUGUGCUGUCGGCCCAUAGUCAAGCAGGAGUUUUUCAUUGAGCUCACCAAAGCCCUGCAACAGAAACAACCACCUCCAAAAGCUGAGAGUUUCUUUCCAGAGAUAGACGAGCCCAGUCUGAAUAAGGAUGAGGUGGACCUGACAGAGAGGCCAGAACGUAAAGAACUUUUCACUAGCAAGACCUUCCUCUUCCUCAAUGCCAAACAGCAAAAGCGUCUGAGUUUGGCAGUGAGUUGUGGAGGUGGGAGGAGCCAGCUCUUGGAGGAGGGGUCUGUCCCUGUGUCACUCCUGGAAUCACCAUUGAGCUGUGUGAUCGGCAUGGCAACGGGAAACUCCCAAGCACUACUGCCCCACUCCACUAAGAAGUGGGCAGACUCUGUGGGGAGGAUUCUACAGAGGAAAGGUCUUCGAUUCAUCACAGAGUCUGAGAUCGGAUUGGCUGCCAUCUAUGUCAGCUGUGACAAGUACUGCAAUCCUUCCAAUCGAAUGGCUGACUCAGAAUCCAUGAGAAAGAAACCCACCAUCCCUGGCGCCACGCUAUCCCAGAAUGUACCAGUGGACGAGACGGUAAUGCCAGCGGCAUCUCAGAACAUCACAGCCUAUGCUGUAAACACAGAGCCGUCACAGGGCAUCAGUGGGGUGGACGUGGCUGGGGUGAGCGCAGUUGGAGAGACCCCUGAGAGGGACCAGAGCCGGACCACCUCUCAUCUUAACCGAUCCAAACCCUCAGGCCGAGAGCUGGCCGGGACCUGCACAGUGGCAGAGACUAUGAUGUCAUCAUUCAGCGCCUCAGACAGUGCUGGUGGUGGCGGCUCGGACAGAAAAAAGGGAGCGCUACAACAUCCAGGUGGAGGGAAAGGUGAUGCUAUCACCAGAUUCCUGGCCACAGCCCCUCGGACCAACGGAGGAGUGCAGACGAUGUCCCCACAGAAGUGCUCCUCCCAGAAACAACAGGUCUCGCAGAAAUGUUCUCCCCAGAAACAGUCUGCCCUCACUAAUUUCUUCCAGCCGGUCGGCAAGAAAAGACCUCGGGAAGGCAAGGAGUCCCCUACUGUCCAAUCAGAGGCCAAGUUCUCCAGGAGGGAAGAAGAGAAGGAGAAGAUGAAGAGGACAGUACCACAGCACUCAGAGACCUCCAACCCUACACACACCCCCACAGGCAGGUCCCAGGGCCAACGCAGCUCAGGUGCAAAUCUGUUUCCAGGUCAGACUGAGGCUCUGUCAGAGGGGUUCUCCAACCCUUCCCAGCAGGGGCUCCAAUCCAGGAAGAGGAAGGAGAUGGAGGAGGAGACUAAAGGGAGUGGGGCUUCAGAGAUAGAGAUGGACGAACUGGAGUCCAUCAUGUCUGAGGACAUGGACGAAUUGGAUGAGCCCAUGUCAGCCAGUCAAGGCCAGCGGUUGAAGCUGACGGAACAGAGUUCAACCAAUCAAGGCCAGAGGUCUCAACUGAUAGACAAGAGCUCAACCAAUAGAAAAUCGCUCCUAGAGACAGUGGAUCUUACCUCUGCCAAUAAGAAACAGCGGGUUUAUUCAGUGGAACCAAUCGCAGCCAAUCAUAGGUCAGGCUUGGAUUCAGAAGAGCGAUCGUCAGCCAGCAGACGACAGCGAGCGGAGCCUGUAGCUGAGGUCAAAGACGAAGAGGUGUCAUUCAUUGAGUCAAAACCAGUUAAUGGUGUGACCCCUGGUCAUCUGGAAGAGCCAGAGACUGAUGUCAAACAGGAAGCCUCAGGUUUAGGGGGUGAGAAUCUCCCCAGCAGACUUAUAGUGGUGGAGUUCAAAUCCCUCACCGUGGCAACACCGGCAAGACCUAAACCACGCCCCAUGGAGACGCACGGCAAUGUCAACAGGAAGGACUUUAAACGCUUCCGCAAGGUCCCAGUUCCCGGUGCCCAGGGUUUGCCCAACAUCAUCGGAGGGUCAGACCUGUUGGCCCACAACCGAGGCAAGAACUCUGAGCUGGAGGAGUGGCUGAGAGACGCAGCAGAGGAUGAGCGUCAGAACAAGAAAGAGGAGACUUUGGGAGAUGACCUUUUCAGGUACAACCCCAAACCCACCAAGAAAAGAUGAGAGUACCUGGUUGUAACAUGAGAAGCCCUGCAGACAAAUGUUCAUCUUAAGACACAGGAAUGGAUGCCAACACCCCAUGGAAUGUUUUGGCUUCUAGAAUUCUCAGUUUGAUAGAACUGCCAUCUCCGCUCCACUAAUAAUGUUCAGGAAUGGAUCUUUGAGGUAACUCUUGAUCAUUGUACACAAAAUGACCAGAGGGGCCUGUCAAUGACAAAAUGUUUAAACUGUUUUUGUCGGUGAUAGAUGUGGGCAGAAAUGUCUUAACUUUCUAUGUACUGUACACUAAUUAUAUACCUUGAUUUAGUCACUGAUGGUGAGCAAUGUAAAACAAAUAAAUAGGUGUUACGUUUUA